This is a messenger RNA of Lytechinus pictus (painted urchin), 6610 nucleotides long. Its product is annotated as small G protein signaling modulator 2-like. The coding region runs from base 1 to 3438 and encodes 1145 amino acids. Gene Ontology annotation, molecular function: GTPase activator activity. Gene Ontology annotation, biological process: activation of GTPase activity. NCBI's taxonomy places the organism in Eukaryota, Metazoa, Echinodermata, Echinoidea, Temnopleuroida, Toxopneustidae. The transcript has 21 exons. The record is from RefSeq and is a predicted model, not a curated record.
AUGCUCCAUUCCUGUUAUAGCAUUUCCUUUCUCCCUCUAUUUGUAGCUGCUGUUGAUGCGUGCUUGUCUCAGGGACUGAAGCGAAGGGCAGUGGGACUCUUCAAGGGAAACAACACUACCUUCUCACUCCUUAAACAGCUAUCCAAGAACUAUCCACCCGCUCAAGAAGUCCUCCAGAAGGUCCAUGAAAUUGAACUCCGAUUGGAGGCCAACAAGAAACACAGUAAUGGUGACAGUCCAAGUAACCACACACCCCAGCAGAACAUCAGGACAGCGCUGCAGCAGAAACAUCUCUGGAUCAGGGUUGCCCUCUUUGAAAAAUAUCUUGCCAAAAUUUGUGAGAAUGUCUCGCAGAAUGGGAGUAAAUACUUUGACAAAGAUAGUCUUAUGUCAGACCCUGUUGAUGGUCCUAUACUCGCAUCCCUACUUGUUGGUCCAUGCGCCCUGGACUACUCCAAGAUGAAGACGGCCGAUCAUUACUGGACGGACCCUCCUGCAGACGAGCUAGUCCAGAGACAUCGAAUACACAGCGCUGGACCAGGGGUAACCUCUGGCAGUAAUUCACCAAGAAGACCGGGUCUACAGGUCAAGAAAACAGCUACGGGUACAACACCAGAAGAGCACUGCAGAACACCAGUCUCGGCUAGGGACUACGUGGAAUCAUUACAUCAGAAUUCAAGGAGUACACUGCUCUAUGGCAAGAACAACGUCUUAGUACAACCGAAAGAAGAUAUUGCACUGAUCCCUGGCUAUUUAUCGUUACAUCAGACCGCCCUCCACCUCACCAUCAAGUGGACACCUAACCAGCUUAUGAAUGGAGGAGGAGUGGAAGAGACGGAGACAGAGAGCGAAAAAAGGCAUUUUGAUUCUCUCGUCAUGAGAUUAAGGAAUGGAAGAAGAAAAAUUAUCUAUUGGGAUUACGCUGUCACAGUAAAUGUAGAAGACAUAGUUUAUCUUCAUUGUCAUCAACAACCGGAUAGUGGGGGUACCCUGGUCUUGGUGGGGCAGGAUGGAGUCCAGUAUCCACCCAUCCACUUCCCCAAGGGGGGCCACCUCCUUGCGUUCCUCACCUGUCUCGAGAAUGGUCUCCUACCCCGCGGUCAGCUGGACCCCCCUCUCUGGUCCCAGAGGGGCAAGGGCAAGGUCCUUCCCAAGCUGCGGAGGAAGAGCUCCAAGAGCUCGGGAUUGGGCGUCGCCUCCUCCCAGGACGGCACCCAGAUCUUCGAAGGGGACGAAGCCACGGACUACGUCUUCAGAAUCAUCACAAGCUUCAGGCCUGAAUUCAUUCCUGAGGAAGCAAGCAUCCUGCCGAUCCGCAACGGAGGCAGCAGGCACCACCACACGGCGUUCCCCUGGACGGCCCGGGAUAUGGGCCCCCGGCACGCCCUGAUCCGGCAGCAGGAGGUGGCGCAGAGUCCCACCGGCUCCUCCCCGUCCCCUGUCCAGCUUCCCCCUGCCAUCCCGUACUCCCCGGUCUCGCCCACCUCGGCUGAGCUGGCAGCCAUUACCAGCAGGUGGGACCAGUAUCAAGGAUCAUCGAUCAGAAUUCUUUGUGAUACAAUGAGAAGACAGAUUAUAUCAAGAGCAUUCUAUGGCUGGUUGGCCCAUUGCAGACACCUUCGUACCGUCCGAACCCAUUUAUCCGGCUUGGUUCAUCCAGUCAUUAUGACCAAGGAGAUGACAGAAGAAGCCUCGUUGGGACUGACCUGUGAGAAGUGGGCGGAGCUCUUCAACUCGGAGGAGGAUAUCGAUGAGGCGGAAGUGAUGAGGUUAAUUUAUUUUGGUGGUAUGGACCAUGAGAUUAGGAGAGAGGUCUGGCCCUACCUACUGGGUCACUACAAGUUAAACUCAACGGAAGAGGAGCGUGGCGGCGUCGAUGAGGGCGUCAGGCUGAAUUACGAGCAGAUCUUGGCAGAGUGGAUGGCUGUUGAAGCUAUCAUUAGACAGAGGGAUAAAGAUAACCAGCAGGCUAAACUGUCAUCGGAAAAUAGUUCAGAGGGGCAGAUACCACUCACGGGCCAUGAUCCUAGCUUGGACAGCGAGGUGUUCGAGAUCGACGACGACAACGACGAGUACGUUGAGAGCGGGGAGGUGAUCCAGGAGGUAGACCAGGCUGAUCUCACCAAAGAACAACAGGACUUUGUUCAGAAGGAAGACUAUGUGGUCCUAAGUCGAUGUAGGAGUCCACGCCAAGACACAUUAGAGACCGAGACUGGGCGGAGCCUCGGCAGUGAGGUCAGCGGAGACGUGCCAUGCGAGGUCAUCGCCAGCGGUAAGAUGUCACCGCCGGGUAGCGACGAAGGCUUUGGGGACGCAUCCAGUAUCACAGACAGUACUAGCAGACAUAGCUCAAGAUUGGCAUCAUCGUCAUACUCGUAUGACUCGAGAGAGGUCAUCCACGAAGGUCACAACGGUGAUAUCUGCAGCGAUGCGGAAGACAUCGACGCCCUCAAGAAAGCCCACUUUCACGAAGCCGACGAGGAGGGGAGUGGCCCGGAGGUCAUCGCCACGAACGGAGGCGGGAAGGCCAUCACCGUCGAGCUCGUCAACGGCAAGUCCCACGAGAAGGAGGAUGAAGAGGCAGGAGAGGACGAAAAGGAGGAAGAGGAAGAUGAGGAUGAGGGAGAUGCAACGAUCUGCUCCAGUCGGAGUAGCGCGGAUCCAGUCCUGGAGAUGAAGGGUCUGAACAUCCCGGAGGCUUCAAGUCAUCUGAUGGCCGAUAUGGCAACCGCCUCACCUGCAUCAUCUAAUGGAGGAGUCUAUUCGAAUGAGCUGCUGGACUCCUUCAGUCUCAACCUCCAUCGCAUCGACAAAGACGUCCAACGCUGCGACCGCAAUUACCACUACUUUACCUCAUCCAACCUGGAGAAGCUGCGAAACGUCAUGUGCACCUACGUCUGGGAGCAUCUAGAUGUUGGUUAUGUGCAAGGGAUGUGUGACCUUGUGGCCCCCCUCCUUGUUAUUCUUGAUGAUGAGGCCAAGUCAUACAGCUGUUUCUGUGAGCUGAUGAAACGCAUGUCAAAGAACUUCCCACAUGGUGGUGCUAUGGACACGCAUUUUGCAAACAUGAGAUCCCUUAUUCAGAUCUUGGAUUGCGAGAUGUUUGAGCUGAUGCAUCAGAAUGGGGACUACACUCACUUCUACUUCUGCUAUCGAUGGUUCUUACUCGACUUCAAGAGAGAGCUGGUGUACGACGAUACAUUUGCUGUGUGGGAGACCAUCUGGGCAGCCAAGCACUGUGCAUCGGGUCAGAUGGUACUAUUUAUUGCCCUAGCUCUGGUGGAAUAUUACAGGGAUAUCAUCCUGGAUAAUAACAUGGACUUCACCGAUAUCAUCAAGUUUUUCAAUGAAAUGGCGGAGCAUCACGAUGCCAAAGCUGUGCUGAAGAUAGCGAGGGAGCUUGUAUACCGAGUUCAGAGCCUCAUAGAGAACCAGUGAACCCAGCUCGACGAUUCCAGUUUUUCCUCCUACCAUGGUCAGCUUAAGCUCUGCCUGGGUCAUGGAUAGUAGUACUUAACAAGAGCAGCACUAGGAACCGUAGCAGUGACAGCAGCAACAGUAGCAGUAGUUGCCUGUAGACCUGAUGGCCUAGGGUUCGAACCAACAUUCUGCUUUUUGUGUCUCAGUGUCCUUUCCAAACAACCAAAUACUUGUCCAGACAUCCAUUUAUUUUUGUCUGUGUUUUUAUCUGUGCUAUUGUGGAACGCAUGUGAGGCAGCAUCGGAGUUGAAAUAUUUGCGUUAUGUGUCACCAUUUGUUGUGUCUGGCCCAAGCCCUGUGAAAAUCGCAUGCUUUUGUGUGUUGUGUUUUUUAUUUUUUCAUAGAAGAAAUGAAGGAGGGUAUGAAAAGGAAAACUAAAAUGUGAGAAAAUCUGUCUAAGUUCCAUUCAGUUGCAUUGUAAAGGUAAUCAUUUGAAAUGAUGCAUGAGAAAUUUGUUAUUAGUAUUAUUUUGAAAAAAAUGUCUCAUUUUUUAUUGCAGUCUUGUGUUGGUGAUCAAAUGAUCCAGCUUAAUAGAUUGUGUUUUCACUUCAUUAAGUUGUUCAAAAGUUAUGAAUGACUUUUUAAAAUGGCUGGACCAUGAACUUGUUUUCUAAAUCAGAUUCUUAAUACCUCGGUCACAUUUGCUCUGUGGCGGCCGUACGGCAAGUCGAAAACAGCCGUUUUAACAUUUUUCUACCAUAGCUACAUAUAGGUGGUAUGAAUAAUUAUGAAUAAAACGGCUGUUUUCGACUCGCCGUACGGCCGCCGUAGAGCAAGUGUGACUGAGGUAUAAGUCAUUUUCAUUCACAUGAGUCAAAGAUGAAAUAGGAUUCAAAUUUUUGUUGUUUUAGCCAAAUUUAAGUAGUUGCAGUAAUUAAUAAUUUCAAGAGAAAGUCUUUGAAAUCAAGGUUUUAUUAUUACCACAUAGAUAUAGAUGUAGUAACUUUAGCUUUGUAAAGUAAUGAAAUAUUAGCUCAAAAAGAAAGCGCUCUGAAUGUCACCAACACAGAAAAGCAAGUGUGGGACUUGCUUAAAAAGACCCCUUUCACCCGGCAGAAAUGCCAUGAUCAUUUUCCUAAUUUUUCAGCAACUGCAUUUUCUACCAGAACCAUUGGGGGAUUUUUUUUUAGUUAUUAUUCUUACAGAUGCUCUAGUGGUCAUUUUAUUUGAUUUUGGGAAAACACAUGGCAUUUGGAAUUUCUGUUUAACCUAUAAAAAGAAAUCAGAUUGAAUGUUUAUUAUUUGUCAAUAUAUUUGAAGGGUUGUUUGAUAAUUAAGUUCCAAAUACGAACACCGGGGAGAAUAUAUCCAGUUAGCACAAGAUCAUGUUCCAGUUGUUUUUAAAAUCAUGCAUAACCUUCAAAUGGCUUUAUAGAACGUUGCAAAGGAUUGACAUAUUUUAUUCUAAAUAUAGAUUGUUUUGCAGCUUGUGAAGUGCUUGAGAUCAUGAGAUUAUGUAGACCUUAUAUUGAGCAUGAUAACUUCAUGAGUCUGAUUGCUUUAGGUUAGAAAAAUAAUUAUAUUUUAUGUUUGAAAUAAUUAUUUGAAGUUGUGAUUUUUUUUUUAAAUCACUCUUUAUUCAGUAAUUUAUUUUGACGAAGAAUAAUCUUUAUUCUCACGUUGAAUAAUUUGGUUGAAAGUAAGGGAUAUUUAACAAGUUAAAAGCAUUGUAUUCCAGAAAGUAAUUUUGCUUGUAUGUAAUUAUGGGUGUGUGCAAUAUAUAGAUAAAUCUUAUAAGAUACAGCAGUUAUUUAAUACUUUUAUUUAGUUUGGUUGUAUUAGCUAAUGGAAAAAUACACCUGAAACAUAAUAAUCAAUGUUUACCAAUACUUAUGAUUUAUAUUUUAGCAAAAUAUAUCAGUGAGUUAAUCCUUGGUUUAGACUCAUUGGCUAGCUUUGGAAGAAAAAAGACAGGACAAAGACGACAAGACAUUUAACAGUAACUUUCCUCAAUCAUAUAUCUCAGAUUAUAUCAUUCCAUUUUGUUGGCAGUACUAAGACAGUAUUCUCUCUUUUUUUGUGGGUUGAUGGUCAAAAAGACUUGAAUAUCAAGACCAUUUGAAACUCCACUUUGUUGGCAGUACUAAGAUCAUAUUCUCUAUUUAUAGGGAGGGGAUAGUGAAAAAGAUUGGUUUAUUAUGAAAUGAUGUUCAAAGAUCGAUCAUUUAUUAUUUGUGUCUUACACCAUUCCAUUGUACUUUGCUGUGCAUCCAUAAUCAGUGGUAGAAGACUACUCUUCCAAAAUACAAGGAGGAGCUUUUGAAACAUAUUGGAAAGGACGUGGUUGGAUGAUCCAGUGUAGUGUUUCAUGGAGAUCAAGUCAUGUUAACGGACUAAUUUGCUCUUAGCCAGUCAGAUGCUCCUUUUUGCAGUAGCUUAUCACAAUAGUCAGUAGAAAUGGCUAAAUUCGUUUCAUGAAUUGCUCCUGAGAUGACAAUUAAGAGUUGGCUCAGUUGGUAUUAAAAGUAUCUGUCGAUUCAAAGAAAGUGGGUUUGAAGUCACCCCAGGCAGAUAACAGAAGCCUGCAUUGUGUGGAAACAUGCCCCACCCCUGUUUCAUAGACCCAGGUCAUGAUACUGUCCCUUGGAUAGGACAUUAAAAAGGAGGCCCUGUGCAGAGAAGAGUCACCACCCUUGCACAUUAAGAUCCCUUUAAGCUACAGAGCGUUUCCAGAAGCAGACAUUUUGGAGGACAAACGAUAAUCAUUUGUGCAUCAAACAGUGAUGAAUCAUUGUUUUUAUGGUCUAAUGCACAGGGUUCCCAUGGUUUUGCCCACCACUGUAACGUCAUUUGAGAACACCAUGGACCUAUUACAAAUGGACAUUCAAUGAGAGCAUUUUAUGGCCACCACCUGUUUCCAGCUGUCAAAAUUGCUGUCACACACAGUUAACUCUCUCUUUGCGCUUUUUUACGACGGGCGCCCUAGGCGAUUGUUUACUCAAUCCCUUCUCGGACCAUGACAGUCACCGCUCGAUCUCUGGCCCUCUUUCGACCAGAUGCGGUCAUGUAAGCUCGAUUGCUGCGAUGAGGGAAAGUCCCUGCAUUACCAAUAAUGCAAUGCGCAAUUUAUUUUCGGUUUUCAAUACAUUAUUUCACGCUGUCAAUAUUAUGCAAUUGUCGUCUGAUCAUC